Molecule: messenger RNA, 816 nt
Organism: Fulvia fulva
Lineage: Eukaryota; Fungi; Ascomycota; Dothideomycetes; Mycosphaerellales; Mycosphaerellaceae
Product: Hydroxynaphthalene reductase-like protein Arp2
Exons: 2
Coding region: 1-816 (271 amino acids)
Molecular function (GO): oxidoreductase activity
Source: RefSeq, a predicted model, not a curated record
AUGGCCCAACAACCCGUCCUCGUCCAAACCGCCUCCCUCCACGGCAAGGUCGCCCUCAUCACUGGCGCCGGCCGCGGAAUCGGCAGAGGCUGCGCCAUCGAGCUUGGCAAGCGCGGUGCCAGCGUCGUCGUCAACUACGCCUCCAGCAAAUCCGCCGCCGACGAAGUCUGCAAGAUCAUCGAAGAAUGCGGUACCGGUGCCAAAGCCAUCAGCAUCCAAGCCGACGUCUCCAAGAAAUCCGAAAUCGAGCGCCUCUUCCAGGAGACCAAGGACCACUUUGGCAAAAUUGACAUUGUCAUGUCCAACAGCGGAACCGAGUCCUGGGAUAAGACGGAAGAGAUCACAGAGGAGAAGUAUGAUCACGUCUUCAACCUCAACGCACGAGCGCAGUUCUUCGUAGGCCAGGCGGCGUGGAAGUACCUCGAGAACAACGGCCGCCUGAUCCUGAUGAGCUCGAUCGCGGCGGGAUUGCUCGGCGUGCACGAUCACGUCCUCUACAAUGCAUCGAAAAUGGCAGUGAUUGGAAUGAUCAAGGCGUUCGCUACGGAUUUCGGUGUGAGGGGUAUUACGGUUAAUGGUGUGGCGCCUGGUGGGAUUAAGAGUGAUAUGUUCACGCAGAAUGCGUGGCAUUACAUUCCUGGUGGCACGCCGGACUGGCCGGCGGAUAAGAUUGAGAACCUUAUGGCCGAGCAUUGUCCGUUGAAGAGGUGUGCUACGCCGGAGGAUGUGGCGAGGGUUGUUGGGUUCUUGGCGAGUGAGGAUGGUGGGUGGGUCAAUGGCCAAGUCAUCACCAUCUCUGGUGGUUCUUCGCAAUAA